AUGACUGAGUACGUCAAGGUCGAGAAGAUCAUCCCCAAGUUCCCGCCGCCGGCGUUCAGCGACAUCGCCAAGGCCUCCAACGACCUCAUCAACAAGGACUUCUACCACACUGCCGCAGCUGCCCUUGAGGUCAAGCUCAAGGCCCCCAACGGUGUCAACUUCACCGCCAAGGGAACCUCUGCCCACGAUGGCCCCGUCACUUCCUCGCUCGAGGGCAAGAAGUCGCUUUCCAACGGCAUCAGCAUCACCCAGUCAUGGAACACUGCCAACAUGCUGGCCACCAAGGUCGAGCUCAACGACACCUUUGCCAGCGGCUUGAAGACUGAGAUUCUCUCCAACUUCAACCCCGCUGCCGGCAACAAGGGCCAGAAGGUCAACCUUCACUUCAAGCAGCCUGCCUUCCACGGCCGCGCUUUCGUCGACUACUCGGCUGCUGGCGCCAUUGGCACCACCGCUGAUGCUGUCGUUAGCCACGAGGGCAUGGUCGUUGGUGGUGAAGUCGGUUACGAUGUGCAGAAGGCUGCCAUCACCAAGUACUCCGCCGCUGUCGGAUACACCACCCCUCUCUACAACGCUGCCGUGACUGCCACCAACUCCCUGAGCGUUUUCACCGCCUCGUACUACCAGCGCGUCAACCCCGCUGUCGAGGCCGGUGCCCGCGCUGUCUGGGACUCAAAGUCCGGCAACAACGUCGGUCUUGAGCUCGCUGCCAAGUACAAGCUUGACCCUGCGUCUUUCGCUAAGGCCAAGAUCAACAACCUCGGCAUUGCUUCCCUCGCCUACAACACCAAGGUCAACAGCGGUCUGACCUUCGGUAUUGGUGGCUCUUUCGAUACCCAGAAGCUGAACGAGGCCGGCCACAAGCUCGGCACCAGCUUCACCUUCGAGGGCUAA
This is a messenger RNA of Alternaria ethzedia, 894 nucleotides long. RefSeq lists its product as uncharacterized. Gene Ontology annotation, cellular component: mitochondrial outer membrane. NCBI's taxonomy places the organism in Eukaryota, Fungi, Ascomycota, Dothideomycetes, Pleosporales, Pleosporaceae. The record is from RefSeq and is a predicted model, not a curated record. Gene Ontology annotation, biological process: monoatomic anion transmembrane transport. The transcript has 6 exons. Gene Ontology annotation, molecular function: voltage-gated monoatomic anion channel activity. Bases 1 to 894 code for a protein of 297 amino acids.